Molecule: messenger RNA, 1158 nt
Organism: Pyrenophora tritici-repentis Pt-1C-BFP
Lineage: Eukaryota; Fungi; Ascomycota; Dothideomycetes; Pleosporales; Pleosporaceae
Product: glutaminyl-peptide cyclotransferase precursor
Molecular function (GO): zinc ion binding; glutaminyl-peptide cyclotransferase activity
Source: RefSeq, a predicted model, not a curated record
AUGUUCUUCGCCUUUGCGCUCCUGCCGCUUAUAGCGUUUUCAUCCCUCGGUGCUGCUUACCGCAACCUCACCGACGACACGCUCAAAAACCUGCCCGGACCCGGCGAUGACUUCGAUAUAAAGAAAGGCGCUUUGCUUGCGCCAAUACUGGUCCCUAGAGUGUCUGGGACUGAAGGCAAUGCUGCUGUGCGACAGCACUUUGUAGACUUUUUCAAGUCGCAACUACCAGAAUGGCGUAUAGAGAUGCACAACUCGACGUCGACGACACCCGUGAGCAAGGGCAAGGAAGUUCCGUUUGUCAACAUAAUUGCGACGCGCGAUCCACCUGGUAGUAUGGAGGGAGAUGUUUCGCGACUGGCUUUGGUCGCGCAUUACGACAGCAAAUUGACGCCAAAGGACUUCAUUGGGGCGACGGAUAGUGCGGCGCCAUGUGCCAUGAUUCUUCACAUUGCGCGCAGCAUCGAUGCGGCUUUGACCAAGAAGUGGGCAGCGACGGACAAGGGUGACUUUGAGGUGGAACACAGGGGUGUGCAGAUACUCUUGUUGGAUGGUGAAGAGGCUUUCCAGAGUUGGACCGACACAGACAGUCUAUACGGAGCUCGAGCUCUAGCCCAGGAUUGGGAGUCAACCUUCCAUAUGGCUUCCUCGAUUUACCGUACCCCGCUAGACUCGAUCGAACUCUUUCUUCUGCUCGACCUGCUGGGCUCAAAGAACCCCAGAGUGCCGUCCUACUUCAAAACCACACAUUGGGCAUACAAGCACAUGGCAAACACAGAGGAACGUCUGCGAAAGCUGGGCUUGUUCAAGUCGGCCCCACUGCGCAAGUCCAAGAUGGCAGAGGCCGAGCCUGAGAAGCGUCGCGCUGACCGACCGUUCCUGAUCGAUGCAUACAAGGACGACUCGGCAUUCAUCGGCGGUUUUGUGCAGGAUGACCACGUUCCCUUUAUGGCUCGCGGUGUCGAAAUUCUACAUAUGAUUCCUUCGCCUUUCCCAAAGGUAUGGCACACACCAGAGGACGACGGGGAGCAUCUCGACUUGAACACAGUCGAGGACUGGACAAAGCUGUUCAUGGCUUUCACUGCCGAGUGGAUGGAGUUAGAGGGCUUCUUUGACGUCAAAACAGCAAAGAGAGAGGAUACCGAGAAAUCGGAACUGUAA